AUAUUAAAUAACAGUCUUUCGCGGUCCUCGCACCGAAACGCACGCGUGUGUUGUACCAAAUGUAGCUAUGACCGAUCUAAGACUCGCGAUAAAUAAGUUUGAUUUAGUGCAAUCUGUUGUGGAAGUUUUUGAUUACUAAACGCUGUGGACUUUACAAGGAUUUGUGAAAAAUGGCCGCCAGAAGAAUAAGUUUGCACCUGCGUAUCUUUGCAAUGAUAAUAUGGGCAGCCAGUGGCGGUGAUGGCUAUAACUGUCCAUAUGGGCAAAAUUGCGGAUUCGAGCCCUCGCCGCCUGGACGUUCACCACCCUGUGCUCAACCAGGCCUCACGUUUUGCCUCCAUCCAGACCAAUAUCCAGAACAUGUAAUCCGCAAGCUGGUACAGGCUGGCCAGUACGAUAUACGGACUCUUCUCUCAGAUGAAAGUCGGGAUGAUUUCGAAGCGGUGAAGAAGGAUGCUUAUCCUUACGGCUAUGGACCAAACUCCUUGCCCCACGUGGACCAGAUAUCAUUGGUUAAUGAUGGUGCUAAUUAUCAUAAGGACUACAAUACAAAGUUUCAAGCGAGGUUUAAUCAGGAUAUAUACACGGCAAAGACUCCCUUGCAACCGCCAUCAUCAAUCGAGCCAACUCCGUACAACAUCAAAGCUUUUCAGGCGACGAACUUUUCCAAAUUCGGUUUCCAAGGUUACCAAAGCUCUCCUAGUUAUUGGAAUAUAAACGAGAAGAGCUUGAAACAGAAUAGUGUGACCCCAAACCUUGGUGUCUAUAACCCGAAUUAUUUUAACCCAAACUUUUAUCAAAACUACGAAAACGAUUGGUUGAGACAAGCGUCGACUGGAGUGACGGAGUACAAUCCUAGCGAAUGGUGGAAAUACAUCUCACCAUCUCAAUCCAGCGAUGUUACGAUUCAGAGAUCUAUAUCAUUUCCAACACAUCCUGCGGGGCACGGUCGGCAUAGGCGCAACGCUGAAUUGGUGGAGGCAUCUGCAAAAGGGCCUUUGACAGGCGCAGAAGCGCUCAGGAUAGCUUUGGGACUUGCCAGUGAAGACCCAUCCGCUGAACGUCCCAGGCGUCAAGCGGCAAAUACCAUCAACCUAUGCCAAGUGAGGACCCGGUUUGUUCAACCGCAGGCAGCUCAAAACAACAAAGGCAACUGGCGUUAUGUUGUCAACAUGUCUGACAAUAUGACACAGCUUGUUCGAGUAGAAACGUGCGCAUCCUCUGAAUGUAGUGGAUUAUGCAGCAUUCCUCGUGGGUACUCAUCACGAUGCGAGCAAAAAUACAUUCAAAAACGUUUAGUAGCCCUACAGCCGAGUGGAGAAACACUGUAUACAGAUGUAUUUUGGAUUCCUAGCUGUUGCCAAUGUACUAUCAUUAAUAAUAAUUAAAUUAUGUUUGCGCUACUCGUAAAGGUUAUACCGUUGAUGCUACUCAACGAUAGAUGGCGUAUUAUAUAAAAGCUCUCUUGUAUGUGAUUUUUCAAUGUACUUGUUCCUUAUUUAAAAUUACAUCAUAUAUAACAAAAUUGUGUUGAAGUUUAAGUUAAAAGUUAUGUGAGUAAAAGUAUUUAAAGAAGUAUUAUUAAAAUACAAUGUAAUUAGUAAUACCUAUUCUAGCUUUCUAUUUCUUGAAUAUUAAUAGCUUUUAUAAAAUAUGAAAAUGUGAAAACUUUAAAAAUUGUUAUAUUAUUAAUACACAUACUAUCCUAACAAUAAUUGUAAAUAUAUCGAACCAUAAUUGAAAAAUAGUAAUGCGGACACUGUCUAUAAUAAUGUAAACAAUAUGCCAAGGCGCCAUAUUUCAGAUGUAUAAAACAAAUAAAGAUAAAAUUACGUUUUUGAUCUCUCAGAUCCAUUCUGAGCAUUAAUACACUUGACUUGCAUUUAUGUGCAAUAAUAUUUUGUAAAUAGAUAUAAUAAAUAAAUGGAAAUUA
Messenger RNA from Pieris rapae (cabbage white), 1933 nucleotides. RefSeq names its product protein spaetzle 5 (gene spz5). Bases 171 to 1388 code for a protein of 405 amino acids. The transcript is spliced from 8 exons. The record is from RefSeq and is a predicted model, not a curated record. Gene Ontology annotation, cellular component: extracellular region. Lineage: Eukaryota; Metazoa; Arthropoda; Insecta; Lepidoptera; Pieridae. Gene Ontology annotation, molecular function: Toll binding; growth factor activity. Gene Ontology annotation, biological process: regulation of Toll signaling pathway; central nervous system formation; innate immune response.